GCGACCAGAGAGGGUAGAGCAACAAAGUUCGCGGAUCUCUUGCCAGGGUCUCCUCCUCAUCGAGGCAAUGGCUUCUAAACUUCUGCGAGCAGUCAUCCUCAGGCCGCCAGGCUCGGGGAAAGGCACCGUGUGCCAGAUGAUUGCCCAGAACUUUAUCUUGCAGCACCUCUCCAGCGGCCACUUCUUGCGGGAGAACAUCAAGGCCAACACGGAAGUUGGUGGUAUGGCCAAGAAAUACCUAGAGAGAGGCCUUUUGGUCCCAGAUCAUGUCAUUACACGCCUGAUGCUCUCGGAGCUGGAGAGCAGGAGUGGCCAGCACUGGCUUCUGGACAGCUUUCCGAGGACACUAGUACAGGCUGAAGCUUUAGACAAAAUUUGUGACCUGGAUCUAGUGAUCACUUUGAACAUUCCGUUUGAGACAUUGAAAGAUCAGCUCAGCCGUCCUUGGAUUCACCCUCCCAGCAGAAGAGUGUAUAAUAUGGACUUCAACCCGCCUCAUGUGCAUGGAAUUGAUGACAUCAUGGGAGAAGCAUUAAUCCAACAACAGAAAGAUAAGCUUGAAGCAGUUGCUGCCCAGCUAAGACGGUAUAAGGACGCUGCCAAGCCAGUCAUUGAGCUAUACAAGAGCCGAGGAGUGCUCCACCAGUUUUCGGGGACAGAGACUAAUAAAAUAUGGCCUUAUGUUUACACACUUUUCUCAAAUAAGAUCACACCUAUUAAAUGCAGACAGGCAUUCUGAGCUUGCUCAGUGGAAGAACCAGGAAGAUGUGGUCAUUCAUUCAAUUGUGUGUAGUAUUGGUGCCGUGUCCAACUUGGAAGUUAGCUGCGACAGCUUCCAGCAUCUUUUCUAGUUUACAUGGUGAAGCGAUAGGAAAACUGAGUAGAAAGAGCUCACAACAAGGCCCUCCUGCCUUUGAAGUGUCUCCUUCCACAUGUGGCCAGCCCUUCCCAAGGAAGUAAAGGCUGGUAUUGAGGUGGUGAAUAACCUGAGCUCCAGCUGACUUCUGAUGGCCGUCUUGCUGCCAUAGCAGCCUCCUUUUACCCACAAUGGCAGUAUUUCCUGGUUUUUCCCAUGCCCCAUGGCUGUUGAACCACAUAUGUGAUGCGUCCCAGGCUUUGUCUCAGGUACUAGCAGAUGUGUUGUCCUAAUGACAACGGAAUUGAAACUGUUGUUCUCAGUGGGUGAUUCUCUGAUUAUGUUGUUUUCCCGAGUAAGAGUGAUUCCU
This is a messenger RNA of Ochotona princeps (American pika), 1226 nucleotides long. RefSeq names its product adenylate kinase 4, mitochondrial-like. Gene Ontology annotation, cellular component: mitochondrion; cytoplasm. Gene Ontology annotation, molecular function: nucleoside diphosphate kinase activity; AMP kinase activity; ATP binding. The coding region runs from base 68 to 739 and encodes 223 amino acids. The transcript has a single exon. NCBI's taxonomy places the organism in Eukaryota, Metazoa, Chordata, Mammalia, Lagomorpha, Ochotonidae. Gene Ontology annotation, biological process: nucleobase-containing compound metabolic process. The record is from RefSeq and is a predicted model, not a curated record.